AUGUCAAUGUCUCACGUACCUUGUGACAUUGUGUUGGUGAUCGACGUUUCUGGAAGUAUGGGAGCUGAUGCACCGGUGCCUACUAAUCCUGGUGAGAGAAGCGAACGUUUUGGCCUGUCGGUGCUGGAUCUGGUCAAGCAUGCUGCUCUCACCAUUCUCGAGACUCUGGAUGACCGUGAUCGCCUCGGGAUCGUCACUUUCGCGACCAAGUCAAAAGUGAUCCAGCCACUUACCUUCAUGAACAAGAAGAAUAAGAAGAAGGCCAAGUCGAAUAUCGAGAGCAUGUAUCCGCUGGACAUGACCAACCUUUGGCACGGCAUUCGCGACAGUCUCGGCCUCUUCGAUGGUGACUUUGACACUGGUCGAGUUCCAGCUGUCAUGGUUCUUACAGAUGGUCUCCCAAAUCAUAUGUGCCCACCGCAAGGUUAUGUUCCAAAGCUACGCAAGACACACAUUCCAGCUACCAUUCACACUUUCGGCUUUGGCUAUAGCCUCCGGUCCGGCUUAUUGAAGUCCAUCGCUGAAACUGGCGGUGGCAACUAUGCCUUCAUUCCUGAUGCUGGCAUGAUCGGUACCGUUUUCGUUCACGCUGUUGCGAAUUUGCAGUCCACUUAUGCAAACAACGCGAGCUUACGGCUUAACUAUCCGGGGCAUGUCAAUUUGUAUCAGACUACCGGCCCAUCAGCCGACACGCAAGAGCCCAUCCAAGUGGGCGGAAGCAAUCAGCUCACAAUUCCACUGGGAAACAUCCAAUACGGACAAUCUCGAGACAUCUAUUUGCGAUAUGACAACAACCCGACGAACCGCGAUGAUUUCCUGGCGCCGCCAAUCCUUAGUGCUGUACUUGAGUUCAACUUGAUGACCUCGCAAGUUCACAAACUGGUGGCACAUCGUAGCCUCAGCAAUUUCACGACCAUGACUGAGGCCGAGAUCGCCUAUCACGUUUCUCGAAGCAAAAUUUGCGGUUUCUUGUCUUCUCUGUAUCCCCUGCGAUCUGACUUCGAACACAAUGCAGUUGACUGGCACUUUUCUCUCGGCUCAACCAAACUCCGCGGCUUAGUUGCUACGCUCCCUGCCGCCAACUACGCCGACACGAAGAAUGUCUCUCUCAUGGAAGAUCUCUCAGCUCCGGAACCCAAGGGACAGGUCCUUCUGGCUCUUUCAAGACAGGAUUACUGGAAGAAAUGGGGUGCUCACUAUCUUCUUUCUCUCCUGAAUGCUCAUGCCAAGCAGAUCUGCAACUCGUUCAAGGAUCCUGGCCCGUUGCAAUAUGGUGUCGACAGCCCACUGUUUAUUCAAUGCCGCGACAGAUUGGACGAGGCCUUUGACAACCUUCCGGCGCCGAAACCCAGCAACUACACCGAGUACAGGGGCCCCAUCUAUAUGAGCAGCUAUAAUAGCUCUAGCAAUCCUUGCUUUGCCGGAUGCUCGACGGUGACAUUAGCCAACGGAAAGGACAUUGCGGUCUCGACAAUGCGAAAAGGAAUGAGAGUUGCUACACCUCUGGGUCCUAGGAGGGUGGUGGCUAUUCUAAAGACGCCAGUCAGGAGAGAGAUCAUGUGCAAAGUCGGCGGAUUGCUCGUCACUCCUUGGCACCCCGUGUCUCUAGAUGGGAAGUCCUGGGCCUUCCCUAGUGACAUCGCGGAUGGUGCCGUGCGAUAUUCAGGUGCAAUCUACUCCAUCCUAUUGCAGAAGGAUCGCCAAGUCGAUGCCCACGCUGUGAAGGCCGGUGGUCUCUGGGGCGUCACGCUCGGCCACGGACUUUUGGCCGGCGAUGAUGUGAGGGCUCACCACUACUUGGGGAACUACAGCGCAGUCGUGCGGAGCCUCAAGGGUUUGAGACUCGAUCACAAUGGUGUUGCACUGGGUGGAGGUGUAAAGCGGAGCAAGUCAAAUGGCCUGGUCUGCGGUUUCAAGAAGCCCAUGGUUAGACGGAGAGAAGUUAUACCUUCAGCACUGGUUCAGACCAAGGUCGUGUAUGCAUAA
This is a messenger RNA of Phaeoacremonium minimum UCRPA7, 1986 nucleotides long. RefSeq names its product putative u-box domain-containing protein. Lineage: Eukaryota; Fungi; Ascomycota; Sordariomycetes; Togniniales; Togniniaceae. The coding region runs from base 1 to 1986 and encodes 661 amino acids. The record is from RefSeq and is a predicted model, not a curated record. The transcript is spliced from 2 exons.